AUGACGAAAGUAGAGAAUGACUACGACAGAAGAAGACAGGCCACGCUACCACACCCCGGGUUCACAGAACAUCAAACGCGAUUCGGCUUAAACUCGCCUCUUCAGGGCUUCCAACAGCAACAGGCUUUAAUCACAAACCCACCACCAACAGUCCAGUUCCAACCAUCCUUGUUUCCCCAACAACAGCCCCAGCCACAGCUGCCACAGCAGCAGCAGCUUCCUCAACAGCAACAAUCCUACGUGCCACAGUUCAACAACCAUAUCCCGAAUAUCAACAACAAUUUGCCCUUACAGAACAGUAACUUCCAAUUCACACCUCAAGCAAGCAACCCACCUCUGUUGCAACAGAACAAUAACUUCCAGCAGCAACAGAACUUGAGGCAGAUCCCGCAACAAACUCAGAAUAUCCUGCAACAGCCCAUUCCUACAUUACCGACUUAUCAGAAUGGUCACUUGCAGCAAAAUCCUACCUUCCAGCCAAGUAUUCCGGCAACGGUUAACAUCAACCCACAAAGGCCUACGCAACAAGCCUUCCUCCCCACUAUCUCGACGUCACAUAGCCAGCCUAUCAACCAACCUAUCUUCAGUCAGCCGAAUCCCAUUACUAUUCAGCCCGCACCGAACCUAGCUCCUCAGAAUUACAACCAGAACCAAAACAAUGCACAGCUCCCAUUCCAAUCGAAUCUGGGCCAGCAACCCAUAUUUUCUAACGGACAAGCUUCACAAAUUCAAGACAUUCUUGAACAGCAAUCUAAGGAGAACUUGGAAAAGCUAAAGGAGUUACAGGAAAGGGCGAGAAUAAUCCAGAAGCACCAGGAGUUUGUGCAGAAACAACAGCAAAAGCAACAAGAAAAGGUCGAAAAACUGCACGAGGAGUUUGUAAAGAAGCAAGCCACGAAAUCAGUACCAAGCUUCACGACGACGGAAAGCUAUGAGGAGUAUUAUAACAGGAAUUCCGAGAGGCGAAGGCCGAUUUUACCACAUGAGACGGAUUUAUUCAAGAAAGCUGUUGAAAUGUACGAGAGGGAGCACCCUACUACUACCACUACGACUACCACGACGACGACCACGACUACCCCGCCCCCACCUCCUCCCCCCACUCCUAGGUACCGACCCCGCCCUAAACCUAAACCUAGGAACCCCCCACAAGACAGAAACAAGCAGAAACUGUACAACGAAAUCAAGAAUCUCUUAGAGGAAAGCGAAACUAAAGGAUUCGACGACAGCUUGAGAGCCAAGAGUGCCGAAUUAUUAAAGAAACCAGACAUUCUUAAACAACUGAAAGUAGCUCUCGCUGAAAACCCCGCAGACUUCUCUGAAAAGAACUUCUCAUCCCGAGAGAUUUCUCUUAACGGGCACAAAUAUGAAGUGAUUAGGACUAAUAACCCAAAUCUAAUUCCUAAAGGUGCUAUCACCGCUGACAGUUCGAACUUGGCACAAAUCAUGGCAGCCGCUCAGCUUGAACCUCAAAAGGAAAGCAGAGUUUCGAUUGAAGAUCUGACGAAAGGUAUCUUGCCACCUGGUGCAAACUUCGAGUUGAUCAAACAGGCGGAAAACGGCAAACUUGAAGAAGUCAAGGCACCAAGUGAACUGCAAAACAAAAAGAAAGUUACAUUCGUUUUCCUUGAGGAACAAGAAGACGGUUCAUUCAAGGUGAAGGGUGUCAAGGCUAAUGGCCAGCAGACUGAAGAAGGUCCCGAAGUAGAAAACAUUCUGAAGAAAAUAAAGAAUGGUGAGAUUCAGUUGCCUGGACAGACGAAGAUCUCAAACUCUAUCUUCAGCUCAACCACCGCCAGCCCAAUAACUGAAACAACUGACUACGUCGCUGCCUCGUCCCAUCAUCCAUCAAGUUACUCGACGUUCGUUAGUACUUCUAACCACGGAUCAACUGGCCAUACCAACCCUAUCGCCCAUACAACACCGACGCCACACUUCCAGCCUUCCAUCCAGCCUUCUAGGAGCACCGCCCAAACUCAGACACACUUCCCGUCUACCGUAACCGUGUCAAGCACCGAAAGGUACAACACCAAGUCCAGUACCCCAAGUUAUGAGUACACCUCAAGUAGGAACAGCAUCAACCAAAGUCCAAGAAUCACUUUCCCGAGUUCGACUCAUUCUACGAUCAUCAACACCACCCCUUACCGUUCCUCUGAGAAAGAUUUAGUUGUGAUUGGCUCCAGCACGAUUGCUCCAACCAUCAGUGAAGGAAGCUCAUUGAACUUAGCAAGGCAAGCAACCCCACCAGCCAACCCGGGGCUGGUGGACAUUCUGAAGGAGAAUGGUCUGUUUGCGACGGCGAAGUACUUGCGUCAGUCAGGUUUGGACUCGAUCCUGAAUGAGACGGGUCCGUAUACCAUCUUUGUGCCAACUGACAAGGCGUUUAGAACUCUGCUCGUACAGCUCGGAGGUCCGGAUAAGGCUGAGGAAAAAUUCCGUGACAAUCCUAGACUGCUUAGUGGUUUGCUGCUCCACCACGUGAUCCCAGGAGCGUUCGACAUCGGCUCCCUGCAGGACGAGAUGACGGGCGUCUCUCUAGCCGGCACACAGCUCAGGGUCAACCAGUAUGACAUGCACGAUGUCGAGUGGAACGAGGUCCGAGUCACCACCAUCAACGGCGCCAGGGUGCUCGAUGAUAAGAAGGAUAUUCAUAUACCACAGGGCAUAGCACACGCAGUAGACCGCGUAAUGUUCCCGCUACCAGUUGGCGAUCUGGUGCAGACGCUACAGGCAGACAGGGACAGGAGGUUCACCACAUUCCUGAAGGCCAUACACGCUAGUGGCUUUGCGGAAACUCUUGCAGAAAGCAAAACCUACACAGUUUUCGCGCCAACGGACGCGGCAUUCGCGCGCUUGUCACCAGCUGAACUGUCAAGAUUCGCGGAAAAGGCAGGAGCGCGAGCGUUAGUGGCGCGGCAUGUGUUGCCAGGCACGUUAUAUAGCGCCGGCAUGAGGUACUACCAGCUUAGGAACUCUAUGGAAGACGCUAAACCGUUGACGCUGCAGAAGAAUGCUGGACGCAUCAAAGUGAACAACGCACAAGUGAUAACGCACAACAUCCCCGCGACGAACGGCGUCAUCCACGCGGUGGACGCCGUCGUGUAGCGUGCGCGAGCGCAGCCAGUUAGCUUCAAUGAAGCUCCGCCAGUCGGCCCGCCGCCGCCGCCACAGCCGCACGACAGCGUCACUUAUCAUAAUAUACUUUAAGACUGUAAAUAACGUUAGUUUAAGACAAUAAUUUAUAUAUGCGUGUUAGAUUUUGUAAAUAAAGAUUUUUAAUUGAUAAUGUUGGAUUUUUAUGACA
Molecule: messenger RNA, 3301 nt
Organism: Helicoverpa zea (corn earworm)
Lineage: Eukaryota; Metazoa; Arthropoda; Insecta; Lepidoptera; Noctuidae
Exons: 6
Coding region: 1-3102 (1033 amino acids)
Biological process (GO): cell adhesion; extracellular matrix organization
Cellular component (GO): extracellular matrix
Molecular function (GO): cell adhesion molecule binding
Source: RefSeq, a predicted model, not a curated record